UAGAAUCGAACCUCGAACGCGUUUUUGUACUUAAAAAUCUAGACUAGAAAUCAUGAUCCUCCGAUUCUCCAGCAAUUUCUUCGUCAGGUGAAUAACGAAGGGGAUCAUGAUCCUUCUCAGGAAUCUACAGAAUAUAAAUACCUUGAUAAUUCUCCUGGCAAUGACAUUGUGUGUCGUAUUCAUGAUUCAAGUUAAGGAUAUUUACACGAAAAACCGAAAGUACCACAGGUAUUUGGGGUACAAGCAGUACAUAACCGAGAUAUCAGUGGGGAUGAACGAAGCUGAGAAAACGGUAAACAAGUCGUCCACUUAUGUUCACCAGCUGAGUGAAGCUAUUAUGAAGCACGAGAAGGAGAACAGACUCAACUCGACUUCACCACGAGUGACAUUUCCACUUUAGUGAAAGUUAUAGUAUUAAUAGAAUAGGCUUGUACCAUGUCGGAAGAGAAGAUCGUCUGUCUGUUCGAUGUGGACGGAACCCUCACCAAGCCACGUCAGAAAAUCGAGCCACAAAUGGAGCAAUUCUUGCUCGAAACUGCGAAAAGAGAAAAGUUUGAUAUUGGAAUAGUGAGUGGGUCUGAUAUCGCGAAAGUUAAGGAACAGCUUGGCGACGAUGUCAUCUCGAAGUACAAGUAUGUCUUUGCUGAGAACGGCCUGAUAGCGUAUGUCGAUGAGAAACAGCUUCCAAGUGAGUCAAUCCUAACUGUACUGGGAGAUGAUGCUCACCAGGAGUUGACCAACUUCUGUCUGAAGUACAUAUCCGAAUUGACGUUACCCUUCAAACGAGGUACCUUCAUCGAACUCCGCACUGGAAUGGUGAAUGUCUCGCCUGUUGGCAGAAACUGCACCACAGCCGAGAGAGAUCAGUUUGCAGAGUACGAUAAAGAGCAUCAUAUUCGUGAGAAGUUCGUUCAGGCAUUGAAGAAAGAAUUUCCUGAUCUUGGAUUGACGUUUGCGAUAGGUGGACAAAUAUCAAUUGACGUGUUUCCAAACGGUUGGGACAAGACAUAUUGCCUCCGUCACAUCGACGAAUGCGACAAGAUCCACUUUUUCGGUGACAGAUGUUACGAAGGUGGAAAUGACUAUCAGAUUUACCAGAGCGACUUGACCGUGGGCCAUCGUGUCAACGACCCUGCGGACACAAUAGACGAGAUAAAAGUACUGCUCGAAGUUCGCAAAGAAAUGAGAAAUAGGGAUGGAGCACUGCAAUGCCGCUAAUCACCCAAUUAAUACCACACAAAUUAGUCAUUCCGAAAAGUCGUCCGACUUUGCACAGUGUAUCAUCGUUUUAUUUUUAUUGAUCAAAAAGUUUAUGGGAGAAUAGACUAUUUACCUGGGGAUUAGUUAAAUCACGUAUUACACGCAGAUUCGUGAAAAAAAAAGAAUAUAAAAUUGUGAACUAUUGAGAUGAAAAUUGUAUUGUAUGUUGAUAUUGCAGAAUAUACACAGAAUUUAACUUGACGUUA
This is a messenger RNA of Diachasma alloeum, 1466 nucleotides long. It is a transcript of the gene Pmm2, whose product is annotated as phosphomannomutase. Gene Ontology annotation, cellular component: cytosol. The record is from RefSeq and is a predicted model, not a curated record. Bases 436 to 1218 code for a protein of 260 amino acids. Lineage: Eukaryota; Metazoa; Arthropoda; Insecta; Hymenoptera; Braconidae. Gene Ontology annotation, molecular function: phosphomannomutase activity. The transcript has 6 exons. Gene Ontology annotation, biological process: GDP-mannose biosynthetic process; protein N-linked glycosylation; mannose metabolic process.